Sphaerodactylus townsendi is the source of this 3402-nucleotide messenger RNA. It is a transcript of the gene DNAJC11, whose product is annotated as DnaJ heat shock protein family (Hsp40) member C11. The record is from RefSeq and is a predicted model, not a curated record. Gene Ontology annotation, biological process: cristae formation. Lineage: Eukaryota; Metazoa; Chordata; Lepidosauria; Squamata; Sphaerodactylidae.
GGCCUUCCCGGCGCAUGCGGGCCAAAGGGUGAGAGGUCGGCAAGAUGGCGGCCGCCUCCUCAGGGGAUGAGGUGCCGGACAACGAGGACUAUUACUCGCUGCUGAACGUGCGGCGGGAGGCCUCUCAGGAAGAGCUGAAAGCCGCCUAUCGCAGGCUGUGCAUGUUGUACCAUCCAGACAAGCACAGAGACCCAGAGCUUAAAAGACAGGCUGAGCAGCUCUUUAACCUUCUUCAUCAGGCUUAUGAAGUGCUUAGUGACCCACAGACAAGAGCCAUCUAUGACAUAUAUGGAAAGAGAGGCCUCGAAAUGGAAGGAUGGGAGGUGGUGGAGAGGAGGAGGACGCCUGCCGAAAUCCGGGAGGAAUUCGAACGCUUGCAGAGAGAGAGGGAGGAGAGAAGGCUUCAGCAGCGGACUAACCCCAAGGGGACAAUUAGCGUUGGAAUAGAUGCCACCGACCUCUUCGACCGCUAUGACGAGGACUAUGAAGAUGUGUCCGGGAGCAGUUUCCCCCAGAUCGAAAUCAACAAAAUGCACAUAUCCCAGUCCAUUGAAGCCCCGCUUACUGCCACGGACACUGCGAUCCUGUCAGGAAACCUCCGCAUGAGGGAUGGGAGCGGUGCCGGUUAAACGUGAUUGCCCUUGUACGCGGUGGUGACGUCUGCCAAAGGAUGGGGAGAGCUGGAGUUUGGAGCCGGAGACCUGCAGGGCCCUUUGUUUGGUCUGAAAGUGUUUCGGAAUCUCACACAAAGAUGCUUCAUCACAACAAACUUUGCCCUGCAGUUCUCCUCCCAUGGGAUGCGGCCGGGCCUUACCACCGUCCUGGCACGGCACCUGGACAAGAACACGAUGGGGUAUUUGCAGUGGCGCUGGGGCAUUCAGUCAGCAAUGAACACGAGCGUCGUCCGGGACACCAAAACUAGCCAUUUCACAAUGGCAUUUCAGCUAGGCAUUCCUCACUCCUUCAUGAUGGUCAGCUACCAGCAUAAGUUUCAGGACGACGAGCAGACACGGGUGAAAGGAUCUCUCAAGGCUGGCUUCUUUGGGACCAUUGUGGAAUAUGGAGCAGAGCGGAAGAUCUCCAGGCACAGCAUCCUCGGAGCCACUGUAAGCGUCGGCGUCCCCCAGGGAGUGUCUUUGAAAAUCAAGCUGAACCGAGCCAGCCAGACCUAUUUCUUUCCCAUUCACCUGACGGACCAGCUGCUACCCAGUGCGGUCUUCUAUGCCACCGCAGGACCCCUUGUCGUCUACUUUGCCAUGCACAGACUCAUCAUCAAGCCCUAUCUCAGGGCCCAGAAGGAGAAGGAGCUGGAGAAGCAACAGGAGAACACGGCCAGUGAUAUACAACAGAAGAAGCAGGAGGCAGAAGCUGCUGUGCAGCUGAUGCAAGAAUCUGUCCGAAGGAUAAUCGAGACGGAAGAAGCAAAAAUGGGCCUGAUCGUGGUGAAUGCUUGGUACGGAAAGUUUGUCAACGACCAGAGCAGGAGGAACGAGAAGGUGAAAGUCAUAGAUGUGACGGUGCCCUUGCAAUGCCUGGUGAAGGACUCCAAGCUCAUCCUCACAGAAGCAUCCAAGGCUGGUUUGCCCGGGUUCUAUGACCCUUGCGUUGGGGAGGAGAAGAGUCUGAAAGUGCUGUACCAGUUCCGAGGAGUUCUGCACCAAGUGAUGUCUGCCGACAACGAGGCGCUUAGGAUACCAAAGCAAUCUCACCGGAUAGACACGGAUGGCUAAUUUGGCGGCGAAGCAAGGAAGAUGCCAGGUUCUACACCAGGGGUUCUGCAGAAACUGUGCCAUCUUUUCUCCCUGGAUUCAAUAUGUCUUCGGGGCCACUGGAGAUGCUUCUAAUUUUAUGAUCUUUUCGGAAAGGCUGGUUUUUACACCAAUUACGUUACGGGACAAAUGAGACGGAGCGGCUUCAGACGAGAGCAAAGCCCGGGUGCCACAGGGCUGAUGCAGCUGGCAUAUGGCAGGGUUUCCUGUCUUGCCAUCCUCCAGGCGUUGGAAGGGGGAAUGGAGGGUGGGCACACUCUCCCAGCCCCAGGACCCCAUUAUCUUCAGCCAGGGGGACUUUGGGAAAGGAGGGUAGUCAGAUGAGCUGGAAGUGAGAUUUGUUACUUGUGCAGGGUCGGGUUAUUUCAGGUGAAGAAUAUGGGGUGGUGAUGGUUAAAGGAAUGAACUGUCUUGGCCCCCACCUGUCCACCCCCUGCUCCUGCGGUGGGGUGGGUGGGAAACCUCAGUAUGCUCAGUGCAGCAAGACGAUGUAGUGUUCACAUCUUUUCCAAAAUGAAAACAUCUUUUUAACGUAAACUGUCCUGGGACACACUAUUAAGCUCAGCAGUUGAUCAUGCCAGCUUGGGAAUGGAUACAUUCGGUAAGAACAGCACCCCUGUCAGACUUCUGCCAAUGGUCUCAGCAGGCUGUCGAACGAACAUCCCUUCCUUGGGGCUGCACGUUUUCUUCCUGAUGGUCAUACUAGGAAAAGGGUGGGUGGAGGGGAAAUGGGGACGCCAAAUGGAUACGAACUGAGGGUGCCAAAUAAGCGCGAAUCUCUGGGCAGAGGGGUAACCGUCCCUUUUAAUGCUGUGAUGUGUUAAUCUCUCUGGGCCUGGGGCUGCUGUUGUGCCACCAAGAGCAGCUGCAUCACCUGUUUCUGCUGGUUUGCCGGCAUCCUCGAUGCACCCGCUUUUCCUUUUAUGCAAGCUCUCCGAAAGCGGGUGUGUCUAAAUGGAAGUAAGCACGGCAGCAACUGGUUAUCCUUGAACCACGCACAAUGAUGAGAUACUUCACCUCCCACAGUUGUUUUGUGUCCUCGCGGAUCUCUUUUCCGUGGGCCCCACAUUCCGACCCCCUCAAUAAGCCAUAGCCUUUAACCUGAGCAAAACAAUAGGCGAUUCCAAGGAAUCUUAGACACGACCUUCAUCCUCCAAAUCACAUGUGGCUCCCUUUCUUUUUAUGUGACCGAUGCCUUGGUAUGCUCUGUGGCCAGCCCCAAAUACUCUUCCCUUCUUUCAUUUUAAGUAUUGUGCAGUAAAGAUUCCCAUUCUCCCCAGGUUCUCGGUUCUCCAGGUGGAUCCUUCCAGCAUCCUUCAGAGCUGUUGGGAGAAAAGACACUUUGCAUGUCCGUAAUCAUCCCUGUAGCAAAGCAGUGAUGUAGUGAACGGCAACGAUUUUAAUCCAACGACAGGCUUGGAAUGGGGGGGUUCUCAGGGGCUCCACGCAGAGCAUCAGAAGCCACACAGCUUUCUUAUACUUGGACAACCGCCUCUGCAACGACAGUCUUCCUUCCCUUCUCCUCCUCUCUGUGGCAGGGAACUUUGCAAAGCGCAUGACGUGCUGCUGAGGGUGGGGCCUCCGGUUUCUACUGUAACAAAUAAUGACAAUAAAAUUGACCCACUUUGUGGUA